AUGUCGCACAGGAAGUUUGAGCACCCAAGGCACGGGUCCCUCGGUUUCCUCCCGAGGAAGAGGGCUGCUCGCCACCGGGGAAAGGUCAAGGCUUUCCCAAAGGAUGAUCCCACCAAGCCCUGCAAGCUGACAGCUUUCUUGGGUUACAAGGCUGGCAUGACCCACAUUGUGAGAGAAGUUGAAAAACCUGGAUCAAAGCUUCACAAGAAGGAAACAUGCGAAGCUGUUACUCUAAUUGAAACUCCACCGAUGGUUAUUGUUGGUGUGGUUGGGUAUGUGAAGACCCCUCGUGGCCUUCGGUGCCUUAACACGGUCUGGGCUCAACAUCUGAGUGAGGAGGUGAAGAGGAGGUUCUACAAGAACUGGUGCAAGUCCAAGAAGAAGGCCUUCACCAAAUACUCAAAGAGACUGGAGACUGAUGAGGGGAAGAAGGAUAUCCAGGCACAACUGGAGAAAUUGAAGAAAUAUGCAUCUGUUGUUCGUGUAUUGGCCCACACUCAGAUAAGGAAGAUGAAGGGGCUGAAGCAGAAGAAGGCUCACCUGAUGGAGAUCCAAGUGAAUGGCGGGACUAUUGCUCAGAAGGUUGACUUUGCCUAUGGGUUCUUUGAGAAGGAGGUACCUAUUGAUGCUGUAUUCCAGAAAGAUGAGAUGAUUGAUAUCAUUGGUGUCACCAAGGGUAAGGGUUACGAGGGUGUUGUUACUCGCUGGGGUGUGACACGCCUUCCUCGCAAGACCCAUAGGGGUCUUCGCAAGGUGGCUUGUAUUGGUGCUUGGCAUCCUGCCAGAGUUUCCUUCACAGUUGCUAGGGCCGGUCAGAAUGGGUACCAUCACAGAACUGAAAUGAACAAGAAGAUCUACAGACUUGGCAAAGUUGGGAAAGAGGAACACACUGCCAGUACCGAGUUUGAUAGGACCGAGAAAGAUAUUACUCCUAUGGGUGGAUUUCCUCACUAUGGUGUUGUGAAGGAUGAUUACAUUAUGAUAAAGGGCUGCUGUGUGGGACCUAAGAAAAGGGUGGUGACCCUUAGGCAAACUCUCCUGAACCAGACUUCACGUGUUGCCCUUGAGGAGAUUAAGCUCAAGUUCAUCGACACCUCAUCCAAGUUUGGACAUGGUCGUUUCCAGACAACCGAGGAGAAGCAGAAGUUUUAUGGUCGGGUCAAGGCCUGA
Molecule: messenger RNA, 1170 nt
Organism: Striga hermonthica
Lineage: Eukaryota; Viridiplantae; Streptophyta; Magnoliopsida; Lamiales; Orobanchaceae
Source: the annotation of a GenBank genome assembly